Molecule: messenger RNA, 2007 nt
Organism: Malaclemys terrapin pileata
Lineage: Eukaryota; Metazoa; Chordata; Testudines; Emydidae
Gene: GPR142
Product: G protein-coupled receptor 142
Exons: 2
Coding region: 1-1023 (340 amino acids)
Biological process (GO): G protein-coupled receptor signaling pathway
Cellular component (GO): membrane
Molecular function (GO): G protein-coupled receptor activity
Source: RefSeq, a predicted model, not a curated record
AUGAUGCUCUUGCUGCCCAACAGCACAGCCGGGGCCCGGGUGAGCCACGCCGAGCCGCUGGAGUGGGAGGAGCGGUCGCCCUGCGUGGAGGGGAUCAUCCCAGUCAUUUACUACAGCGUCCUGCUCGGCCUGGGGCUGCCCGUUAACAUCCUGACGGUCAUCGCCCUGUCCCGCCUGGCUGCCAGGACAAAGAAAUCGUCCUACUGGUACCUGCUGGCCCUGACCGCCUCUGACAUCCUCACCCAGGUCAUCAUUAUCUUCAUGGGCUUCAUCCUGCAGAUGGCCAUCCUGGCCCGUGAGGUGCCCCACACCUUCAUCCACACCAUCAACGUGCUGGAGUUUGCGGCAAACCAUGCCUCCAUCUGGGUGACCGUGCUGCUGACGGCCGACCGCUACGUGGCGCUGUGCCACCCGCUGCGCUACCGCAUGCUCUCCUACCCCGAGCGCACCCGGAAGAUCAUCGCCGCCGUCUUCGGCACAGCGCUGGCCACCGGGAUCCCCUUCUACUGGUGGCUGGACAUCUGGCACGACUCCCAACCACCCACCACCGUGGACAAGGUCCUCAAGUGGGUUCACUGCUUCACCAUGUACUUUGUCCCCUGCAGCAUCUUCCUGGCCACCAACUCCGUCAUCGUCUGCAAGCUCAAGUGGGGGAAGCGGGUGGACGGGCACCGCCGGCGCGUGGGCAAGACCAUCGCCAUGCUGAUGGCCGUCACCACCGUCUUCACCGUGCUGUGGGCGCCCCGGACGUUUGUUAUCCUCUUCCACCUCUACAUGGGCUCCACCAACAACGACCAGAGGCUGCACAUGGCGCUGAACCUGGCCAACAUGAUUGCCAUGCUCAACACCACCGUCAACUUCUUCUUCUACUGCUUCGUCAGCAAGACCUUCCGCCGCACGGCCGGCGAGGUGAUCCGCUCCUGCAGUCCCUUCUGCACUGGGCACGGCCAGCCGCCCGCGAACGGGGGCUUUCUGCACUCAGCUCUGAAACCGCUGGGGCUGCUGGAGAAUGUGUCCCUUUAGGGUAAUGGAGUCGGUGGGGUCCUGCUCUCGAAGGGUUCCCAGUCACCGGAAUGUGCAGCCCGGCUACCCCGUUCCCACGUGUCCCCGAGGGGCUUGGGCUGAGGGCGAGAUGGGGCGUGCGGCAGCCAGGGCAAGGCGGUGGGUUACAGUGUGCUGGCUGGAGGGGAGGCAGCUGGCACUAGCUGGUAUGGGCAAGAUGCCAGCUGGUACCGGGACCCCAACAGAGCAGGAACCGCAGAGCUGGUGGCCUGACUUGAGGCAUCUGCGAUUGCUGUGAACUCAUGUUAUGGCUGUGGAAGGGAACCGGCUGGCCCGAUCCUGUGCCCAUGACACCGUACUGGGCAAGCACCAGGCCCAGUGCACUAGGCCGCUCCACCCAAUGCCAGUCUCCCACCGGGUCCGUCCGGGACCUCAGCAAGGGUCAGGCUGUGGGGAGGCUGUUUUAAUGCCUGGGCCCGGAGGGAGGAGACGCACUGUUGUGUGGGGAUGCUGCAGGGGGUGCUAAGCCCUUAGCAUCCCACGGGAGGCCCUGCGGUUGUAACACGUAUCCCAGGGACGUUUGAUUGCCAGGUGGGGAAGCCGAGAUGGUGUGGAACUAAAGGACAUGCCCAGGGUUACCUGGCAAGGUUGUGAUGGAGACGGGAAUGGAGCUCAGGAAUCCUGACAAACGGUUCCCUGUUCCAACCACUAGGCCAGACUGCUCACCCGGCCAUUUGCCGCUUCUGGCCCCCCCAGAUGCCAGUUCAGUCAGGUCGGAGCAUUUCAUCUCUCGCAGCUUUAUUGCCCAUCGCUCCUGAAGCAAAGGGCUACGCACGCGGUGCUUGGCCAGCAGGACGCCGGUGUUGCAGGAUGUUCUGGGGCCCUGGGACCAGCUGAGCUACGUCUGUGAGCGCCACCGUGUAUCAAAGCUUCCCCUAGGGAAGCCGGGCAGCAGCCCCAGGGACAGCGGCUGGCUGCCAAGGAUGAGCCGAGAGCGCUGGACAG